Capronia coronata CBS 617.96 is the source of this 1263-nucleotide messenger RNA. RefSeq lists its product as uncharacterized. Gene Ontology annotation, molecular function: DNA topoisomerase type II (double strand cut, ATP-hydrolyzing) activity; DNA binding. NCBI's taxonomy places the organism in Eukaryota, Fungi, Ascomycota, Eurotiomycetes, Chaetothyriales, Herpotrichiellaceae. The record is from RefSeq and is a predicted model, not a curated record. Bases 1 to 1263 code for a protein of 420 amino acids. The transcript has 2 exons. Gene Ontology annotation, cellular component: chromosome.
AUGGCCUCAGAGCGCCCCCAGCUCAUCAACCUGGAUUGGAGGACCCCUCUCAAGUGUGAAGACAUCAUCAUCAAGUUACAAUGCUUUGUGAACCAAAUAGAUGCCAAAGAGCAGGUCUCCAUAAUCAGUUCACAGUCAAAGUUCAGGAAAUUGGAGGCAGUGAACAACGGCUCCCGAAUAUUACGACAAACUAAACAUAGUCAAGUCAAGUCGAUCAAGCCUGCCGAUGACCAUUAUGACACGCAAUACCUCGGAAGACUCUCACAUAUUGCUCAGAUUUGUGCCGAAAAUGCGUGUCUCAAGCGCGUCGACAAGUCUAGGGCCUUCAGCUCUCAGAUCAAGUCGGACGAAAUGAGUCCAGAGCAAGCAGCCAAGGUCUUGAACGAUCUUGCAUUGACACUCGAAGUCCACCCGUUCCUCUUGGGGGUGGAACCAGAGCCAUCAGGCCUGGUCUUCGUACCUGACGGCGUCAAAAUAUCAGCGCAGCAAGCUUUUAGCGCCAGGUCGUUUGCGGAGACCAAAACGACCUUCAGAAAGGCACUCCAUGGCGGCACAUGUCACAACAUCCCUCGUUUGACCACAAAGCUCAGCAUAUUCCAAGUGUCGACAAAUGUCCGUGCGGUCAUCGUCUCCGAGCACCAGAGCAUCAUUGACGAACUUGCCACGUUGUCCGGUGAUGCCCGCCUACGAGGCGUGAUAUUUGUUGCGACAAACGGCUACCCCGACAUUGCCACGCGGGAGUUCUUGAAUCAGCUGUCCCACAACCCUGCCUGCCGUAAAAUUCCUUUUCUCUAUGCCUCGGACGGCGAUCCACAAGGCAUCGAAAUCUACGCCGUACUGAAAUACGGUUCAAAGCAGUGGGCAUUUGCCGCCCCUCAAAUGACGUGCACACCCCUCAAGUGGGCUGGCCUGUCUCUAGGACAAUGGAAAACGUUCGUUGAUGGCUACCGUGAGCGGUAUGUCAAUUCACUAGGGCCGAUGGAACCCGCUAGUAGGCAAGAGGAGGCGAAUCGUGCUAAAAGGCAAGCGAAGGACGCAAAACAAUGGCUGAAGUACUUAAAAUCCCGGAAGCCGACCUUAUGCGACAAGUCAAAGUUGAAAACACUCCUCAAAGUAUACUUCGACGGCAUCGACCGCUCCGAGGAUGAUGUGCGCCUCAAGCUUGAGCGAUUCAUGGACGACGGCCAGGUAAACAGCCAGUAUUGCCACAAGCUCGGUCAACACACUAAUGUUUUCAAUAGAAGCUUGAUUUCUACGACUUGA